Molecule: messenger RNA, 3323 nt
Organism: Homalodisca vitripennis (glassy-winged sharpshooter)
Lineage: Eukaryota; Metazoa; Arthropoda; Insecta; Hemiptera; Cicadellidae
Exons: 8
Coding region: 468-1979 (503 amino acids)
Source: RefSeq, a predicted model, not a curated record
GUAUGUUAUUUUCGUUCAGCACUGUUCCUCCUGCUAAAUAACAAAAUUGUAGUAGAAUAUUAAGUGGGACUACUUUCCACGCGCGGAGUAGCAUUUCGUUUUAUAUUUGCGUUGUGAUCUUAUAAACCUUGUAAUCUUGCGUAAACCAACGUUGCAUUCGUCGUAGUGACGCUUUAUUUGGAUUGUCGCCAUUGUCGGAUAAGUUGUUAUUAAAAAGGUUUCGCCGAAUACUCUGAAAUAUAAUUCAAUUAGGUAAUUUAAUUGGUUUUUGAACUAUAUGUGAUGAUUUUAAACACAUGUUUCUAAAAAGUAUAUUUUUUAGAAAUUACCAAAGUAAUUUUUACAAAGUUAAUGUUUAGGCCUACCUCAAGAGGAUGGACAAUUCAAACUCCGUGAUUGCCAAAAUGUAAUGAAUAUACUUCAUUCAUAGACUGUUUCAUGUAAGGACUUUUUGGCUCGAAAAUAAAAUGUUUUCAAUCAUUAAGAAGAUUAUAAUUAGGAUGGAGAAUGUUCCAAUUAUUCUCCUACUCACCCUUGCUACAUUAGUCAUGAUGUCUUUUGAGGCAUUGUUUUUUAAGUUCAUGAAGAAAAUGUUAGCAAAAAUCAGAUUUUCUCCGUGGAAUAGGAGUUACUUUAUAUCCGCCAUAUGGAAUCUGAGUUUCAUAUUAGUGAGCAGCAUGAUCAUCAUCAUGAUGAUUGAUGGCUCUUUAACUGACUUGUUCCUGCCUAUUGCAGGAAAUAUUGAUCUCAAUGAAGAACUAGUAUGCUGCAAAACCCAUCAGCACAAACAACAUCAGAUUGAUGUAUCUGGAGUUACAUCAGGAUUUGUCAUGCAUUUUGGAUACUUUAUGUCAAGCACCAUAUAUGCAAUAGGUCAAAAAUCUUACAAAUCACUAGAAUUCCUGAGAAAGCAAAUUAUUUUUGCAAUAAUUUUGCUAACCUACUACUCAAAGUGCCCAUUGUAUGGACUAUGCAUUUUGCUGAUAUCACACAGAAGCUCAUUGUUGCAAAAUGCAACUAAACUCUGCAUUUUGGUUGGACAUCACACAAAUUCUGCUAGACUGGCCGCAUUCUCUUUGGGAAUUUUUGUAUACUAUGGUGCUAUUUGGUUUGUGUCAUUUGUAAUAGAACUCCCAAUGUUCCUGUCUAGAAACAAAACAAUUGAAUCAUCAAUGAUGUUUGCGGAACUAAAUCUGUUGAUCAUUAUACAUGGCCUAGUGGUUAUGUAUGUGAUUAUUUCACUGUUUGAGGGCCCCUGUUCCAGAAUGAUAAUAGCGUACAUAACUCAUGCACCAGACACUGAGAAAAACUUAAAAUUCUACCUAUUUGGGGCUAAUUUGGCACAUAGAAUGACUUCCAGUGUGUCUGCAUCCAACAGACGAGACAUGGUGAGGCAAAAAUCGAGAGCCCUCAUGCAGGUAAUCAAAACCACGAUAGUUUUGAAACGAAAACUGAGAGAGGCUAGAGACCGUAUGGCUGUAAGACGCGCCAUUCAAGAAGCUGCUGCGAAUCUGGAAGUUCCAUCCCAAGGUAUUGCACAUUAUCAAGAAACGCCUAGGCGACCUAAAAGGUUAAUUAAGAAUAAAGAUAGAACGUCAGCUCGUCAAAGAACAAUGGGACAGCCACUGUUGCAUAGAAAUGAUAUUGCUUCUCCCACCAUCAUAGACCUUCAGACCGAACAACCUGAAACAUCUCAGCCCAAGAGAAUUCCACCACUGGUUGAUUCUAGUGAAGAGUCACUCUUAGCUUAUCAGUCACAGGCUCAGCGACAAAGGAGACCACUACGUAAGCGCGAAGAAACUAACUUGGAUCAACAAAGCUCCCUACCAAGAAGUACAACUGAGGAAGGUGAAACUGACACUGUAAGUCUACAGUCUGUCUUGUCCCGUGAUACCCCUCAACAUUCUUACAUGUUGAGACCUAGACCAGGCACUUCUGGAAUGCCAUCUUUAAGAGGAAAAAGAAGUCGCUUGGAAUAGAUAGUUAAACAGACCAUUUGUAUGUUAAGUUCCUGUUUAAUUUGAUAUUCAAUUUCAAAUGUUAAAGAUAUGUGUUAAUGUCUACUUUGGUUAUCUAUUUGAUCUCAUGUAAAUGUGUUCCUAUUUGUUGUUUGUGUUACAAUUUAUUGUUUAAUGGAGCAUUAAUCUAAGGCCUUUUUAAAUGUUAAACAUAAGAAAGUCUAUUUUAUUUAUCUACUUGAUCUCAUGUAAAUGUUCCUAUUUUUUGUUUGUGUUACAACUUGUUAUCUCACCAUGUGUUCAACUUAGGCCUUUUCAAAUGUUAAACAUAAGAAAGUCUAUUUUAGUUAUCUACUUGAUCUCGUGUAAAUGCUACUAUUUGUCAUUUAUUGGAGUGUCCAACUAAGGCUUUUUUAACCCUUUUAGUGCCGCGACCUUGAACGCCUUCCUAGCUGUAAAGUGCCAGGCCAAUCUGAGCAAAAAUGUAAGUGUUUGGUUAAAAAAUCCAUUUUUUGUGAUAGACUCAUAGAAUUUGUUGUUGUUGUUGUGUUCUAUGAUAAAUGUUGCAUAACUGUGUUUGUUAGUUAUUGUAAAAAAACUUGUACUAAAUAUUUAUAAUCUUAAACAAAAAUUUUAAAAAAAAUUUGACUUUGAGUCCAUAAAUGAUAACUGUAGAAUUUUUAUUGAUUAAAACAAUUAAUACAUUUGCAAAGUGCAUCUAAAACUGAACAAAAUCAGUACAUAAUAUUAUAUUAUUUUCAAGCAACAAAAAAAAUCUUUUUUUGGAAAACAAAAAUACCUUACAACGCGUACCAAACGCAAAUCUAAGGUCUAAUCAGAACAGUAAUGCAAACCAUUGUACCCACUAUAAGAAACAGUAAAAACAAUGUAAUAGUAUAUACUAAAUGCUUAUUUGAUUGAAAAAUGCAUUAUAUAAUGCAAUAUAAUCAUUAUGCAAUUGCAAAAUGAUUAUUUUGAGACGGAUAGGUUUCUAUUUUCCGGAGUCGAGGCAGCGAAACCUCUUCCUCUUUCUCUACGGCCUCUUUGUUUCAUUCCUAAUUUAGGUUUGGAAUGGUCAGUGGAGGGUUCAGUGUCACUAGGACAGUAGUCCUUGUCCUCAUCUGUGCCAUCCACAGUAGUGUCUGACACAUCCAAAUCAUAGCCUAUAGGCCUAGCUAGGUUAGGUCCGUGACGACGGCAUUUUUCGCACCGAUACCCGUCGUCACGGAGCGUGACUCGCAGCACUAAAAGGGUUAAAUGUUAAACCUAUGUUAAUGUCUAUUUAAUUUAUCUACUUAAUCUCAUGUAAAUGUUAAAUGUUACUAUUUAUAAGGAUAAAUAAAAUAAAGUUAUUUUAUACUUUAA